Messenger RNA from Podarcis lilfordi (Lilford's wall lizard), 306 nucleotides. Lineage: Eukaryota; Metazoa; Chordata; Lepidosauria; Squamata; Lacertidae. The record is from the annotation of a GenBank genome assembly.
AUGCUCCACGCCUAUACUCAAAUCCCAGAUGUUGAAUUUGUUUGUUUGUUUUCCAUUCUGUUUGUUUUUAUCUUGAUAGUUGUAUUCUUUCUGAUAGCAGUAUUCUUAAAGAAUGACGGAGACCUACAAAUUGGAGACUCUCUUUAUCAAGUUUCUUUUUACAUUCUUGAAACAAGCAGAACACUGAUGUGUGCCUAUGUAAAUGUAUUACUCUCUUUUAAAAAUGCUGAUCUGUUUCUGAAAAAACAUGAAGUUCUGUACAAUUUCAGUUUUAUUUCAAAAAGUCUGCAUACCCUGUAUAUGUGA